ACCCUUUUUCCAUAACUACGGAAUCCCUUGCUCCUUAUUAUUUUUUUUAAAACCCCUUACUCCGUAUUACUCAUAUUAUUUGAUGUACUCCGUAUUACUAAAGAUCAUCGAUAAAUGAUUACGGCGACCCCCACAUCCAUCUAGUACUUCUGCGGUGGUUGUAUAGCCGGAGACCCCACACGCCGCCGCUUUUUUUUUUUGAUGGAGAACAAUCCGCAGCCAUCAGGCAGUGGCUCUCCACCCAAACCAUGGGAAAAAGCUGCAUCCUCUUCUGGUCCUGCACCUUUUAAACCUCCCUCUCCGGGAAGCACAAGUGAUGUCGUGGAGACAUCAGGAACUGCUAAUCCAGGAGAAAUAGUCAAUUCAGCUAACAGGAAUAAUACAACUGCUAACACAAAUGUGCUUGCACGGCCUGUACCUAACCGGCCUUGGGAGCAGCAACAGCAACAACAGACAUAUGGAAGCACCUAUGGAGGUUAUGGCUCUGGCUUGAACUACAAUUCCGGUUAUGGAUCAGGAACGUAUGGUGGCUCAUAUGGUGGAUAUGGGUCAAGCAUGUAUGGUGGCGGUAGUGGUGGAUUGUAUGGGAACAACAUGUAUAGAGGAGGUUAUGGUGGGUUAUAUGGAGGUGGCAUGUAUAAUGGAGGGAUGUACAACAGUGGUGUUGGAGGCCCAAUGGGUGGUUAUGGAGUAGGUGCGCCAUAUGGAGAGCAAGAUCCAAACAAUCCAUUUGGGGUACCUUCAUCUCCACCAAACUUCUGGGUUUCCUUGAUGCGAGUGAUGCAAGGCGUGGUUACUUUCUUUGGGCGGAUUGCAAUGUUGAUUGACCAGAAUACCCAGGCAUUCCACCUGUUUAUGACUGCACUACUUCAGUUGUUUGAUCGAUCUGGGGUAUUGUAUGGGGAGCUUGCAGGGUUUGUGCUGAGAUUAUUAGGAGUGAAAGCAAAGCCCAAGAAAGCUCAACACCCUGGUGCCGAAGGGCUCCCUGGCCCACAAAAUCCUCGCGGUGGUCAAAAUUUCAUCGAGGGCCCAAAGGCUCCUGGUCCCAGUGGAACAUGGGACAGCGUAUGGGGUGGGAACUGAAGCAGUUGACUGGUGACUUCGCAUGGACCCAACACUUCUGUUUACACCUUCACGAGAUGACCACAGACAAACAAGGCGUUGUCGCUUUCUGCACAGAGUGGAACUUCCAUACUGUAGUUGGUUCCGUUACCAAUAGCUUGAAUCAUGGAUCUGUUUGGGUGUUACAAAUACCUGAUAAUUCAAUUUACAGAUUUAUUAUUACAGAUCAAUACUGUGUAUUUGUUGUGUCACAUUUUACUGUAUAAUUUAUCAUAGAGGUUUACGUGUUACCACCUUUGAGUUUCUUGUUUUUUUGUGGCAUGAUAUUGAGAUGCUUGUGGACGCUUAAGUUGUGAUUAAACUUGAAAUGUCUCUUCACGAGAAUUUCAUGGGUGAAUUAUGAA
Messenger RNA from Cuscuta epithymum, 1466 nucleotides. NCBI's taxonomy places the organism in Eukaryota, Viridiplantae, Streptophyta, Magnoliopsida, Solanales, Convolvulaceae. The record is from the annotation of a GenBank genome assembly.